Molecule: messenger RNA, 981 nt
Organism: Patiria miniata (bat star)
Lineage: Eukaryota; Metazoa; Echinodermata; Asteroidea; Valvatida; Asterinidae
Product: ganglioside GM2 activator-like
Exons: 4
Coding region: 78-683 (201 amino acids)
Biological process (GO): ganglioside catabolic process; lipid transport
Cellular component (GO): cytoplasmic side of plasma membrane
Molecular function (GO): lipid carrier activity; enzyme activator activity
Source: RefSeq, a predicted model, not a curated record
UACAAUUCACUAGAUCAACAUUCAAAUUUAUAAAGUGCCUACGUGCCAAAGUUUUACAAGUCAAGUUCGAGAUCAGCAUGAUGACGCAUCAACCAGCUUUUUGUUGUUUCGUGCUUUCGUUGAUGCUCCUCAUCGGUGGAAGUGAGGCGAAAUUUUCAUGGAAACCUUGCGAUGACAGUCCCGCCGGGUCAGCACUCAAUGUCCUCCAACUGUCCCUAACUCCGGACCCGAUCCAGACCGAUGCCUUCGCUUACGCGGACUUCGAGGCCGGGAUCACUCGCAACCUGACGGCGCCGCUAACCAUGUCCCUAGAAAUCAACAAGAUUGUUCACCUUUUCUGGCUUUACAAGACGGAGAUUUCAGUGCCGUGUAUGUCGUGGCUCGGAGACUACGGAAUAGGCAGCUGCACCUACGAAGUAUGCGAAAUGUGCGACCACUUCUACCAGUUGUACGGUUGCCCGGCCGAAUACACCGACAAUGGUAUACCGUGUACAUGCCCCUUCCGUGCCGGCGUGUACAGUUCCUUGGUGCGUCCUCGAAUUCCUGUCUACCUCGACACUUCAAGUGUGCCACUGGUACCCAACAUGUUCCUCAACGGCGAUUACCGCACGACAGUACGUCUUUCCGAUAGUACCGGCAUCGUAGGCUGCAUUGAGUAUGAAAACAGUAUCACCAACAUCUGAGACUCCAUAACAUGGGAGGAGUUCCAUCUUCCAACAUAGGGGGCGCUCUUCAAAACCAAUGAUUAUAUGCUAAACAUACAUUAUGUGCCCAUUUUCAGGGCGUCUUAUAUGGGUUUUGGGACUUGGUUUUCAUAUUCCUCGUUUAUAUCAAAAAUAUCUCUACCAUUAUUGGGAAAUUGUUAAUUCUAAGAAAUAGUAAGAUACUUAAAGGGCAUUUUUUCUUUAUCUUGAGGGAACACUUUAAUGAUCGAGGGGGCACAUUUAUGGCCGCAAAAGGGGCACUUGGGAAAGUCUGGGG